Messenger RNA from Ornithodoros turicata, 483 nucleotides. It is a transcript of the gene Lamtor4, whose product is annotated as ragulator complex protein LAMTOR4-like. The record is from RefSeq and is a predicted model, not a curated record. The transcript has 3 exons. Gene Ontology annotation, biological process: cellular response to amino acid stimulus; positive regulation of TOR signaling. Bases 117 to 410 code for a protein of 97 amino acids. Gene Ontology annotation, molecular function: guanyl-nucleotide exchange factor activity. Gene Ontology annotation, cellular component: lysosome; Ragulator complex. NCBI's taxonomy places the organism in Eukaryota, Metazoa, Arthropoda, Arachnida, Ixodida, Argasidae.
GGUCACGUCACGUGCUGAUGUUUUGUACUGCAUGACAGAACUAGAGUGAACAGUGUGAUAUUUGUGGCGUUACUCAACAGCACUGACAUUUAAAUUUGUCACUCACUACGGCGAGUAUGUACUCGUGGAUGGAAAAGAUACCCGACCAAAUAGGAUUUCUUGUUUUGAACUCCGACGGGGGCGUUGUCAAUUCAGGAGGCGAACUUGAAAACGAAGAACGUGUAGCUGAAAUCAUCCACAAAAUGGUGUACGGAAUCGACAUGAAAGACCUUCUCCCCAGCGACAGGAAGGAUAACUUUCGCAGGAUGUCUAUUCAUUUUGGGAACUACUAUUACGCUGUGACACUAUCAAACCAGAAGAUCUUCGUCUCCAAGCGAAAAUACAAUCCAUUGGAACCUGCUAUUGCUUGAGCGUGCUCAAAGUUUCCAGUUCUUGUAUGAUAGCUUUGUCUGUGUAAUGAAAAUACCCUUACGUUUUUUUUUA